Molecule: messenger RNA, 2293 nt
Organism: Bemisia tabaci
Lineage: Eukaryota; Metazoa; Arthropoda; Insecta; Hemiptera; Aleyrodidae
Biological process (GO): regulation of transcription by RNA polymerase II
Cellular component (GO): nucleus
Molecular function (GO): zinc ion binding; DNA-binding transcription factor activity, RNA polymerase II-specific; RNA polymerase II cis-regulatory region sequence-specific DNA binding
Source: RefSeq, a predicted model, not a curated record
UCCGAAUUUCUCAGGAACUUCGGCUGAUUGGUUCAAAAGUUUUGUUGUUCUGUCAUUUACAACUUUUAACUUUUACAAUAUCUCGUUAAUUUAAUUCUUCAAUUGCUUCAAACUUUCAACGGAACUUUAAUCGUACAAGAACGUUCCUCGGCUUCUCAGUCUAUUCUGUUCUAUCGUCUCGUUAGUGUUUGUGGUGUUUGUAUUCUGUAUUCCAUGGAGAGAGACUUCGAUUAUUCUGGUGAAAAAUUAAGUUGGCCACCACCUCUACUUAUUUUACAACGAAAGAAAUUGUGUCAGUCGCCAAGCUCCUGAGGAAAUCAUCAUUUCAUUUUCAUCCUAUACUUAUUUCAUGAAGGACAAUGAACAAUCAAUUUAGUCUAUCCUAUUCGAGUAACUUAUGCAGACUUUGUGGUAUGCGAAAGUCCUUGGUUUUUGAUCUCUACAGCCCAGAUUCAAUGCAAAGUGGCCUUCUCACUAAGAUAAACACAUUUCUUCCAAAAGAUGUCAUUAGCCUUGAUGUUGGUGAUGCAUUGCCUAAACUAAUCUGUUCUGAUUGCAAAAUGACAAUAUAUCACUUCUCAGAAUUUGCGCAGAAUGUGAAGAAAGCCCAAAAUAUUCUCUUGGACCAAAUGUUACAGAAGAAGUCUCGUUUUACGAAUACAGCUAAGUGUCACACAACAGGUGUCAGUACCAGAUCCCAGCAAGUCGUGAUCAGUGUCGGCAGCGAUUUGAAAAUUCUCUGUGAAGAUUGUCAAACAUACCUUGAAGUCAGAGAACUUGCCACUUUACACCUUGUAACUCAUGGUCUAGGUAAUGUUAUUUGCAGCUGCCGUGAAUGUGGUCAUCGAGAUGAGAUUGGCUUUUUUCUACAAUCAAAUAAUGAUUCUAUUCUGUGUCCGCAGUGCUUAUUCGCAAACUUACAAACUAGCACAGUCAAUGUUUACAAUGAUCAUAGCGAGCCGAAAGUAAACAAGAAAGAGUCGAAAAAGGUAUACACUUGUGAUAGCUGUUCGAAAGUGUUUUACCAUAAAGGUCACCUUGAGCGGCACCGAUUAAUUCAUGACGGAUUGAGACCUUAUCUAUGUGAAACCUGCGGUUGUGGAUUUAACCAACGGUCAAGUUUAAAAACACACCUUCUUUCGCAUAAUAAACAAAAUCCAUUCACCUGUGACUGGUGCCAACAAUCUUUCAGAUUUAAAAUUUCACUUCAGUCACAUAUUUUAAACAUGCAUUCAUCAGCUUUGCCGGAAAAAAAGAGCCAUGAGUGUGACCAAUGUAAAAAACAAUUUGCCACCUUGCACAAGCUAAAACGACAUUAUAGGUGUCACUCCGGGGAGCGACCGUAUCAAUGCAAUGUCUGCAACCGAAGUUUCUCACAAAAGUUCAAUUUAAAUACACAUCUGAAGAAACACGAAGCAGUUGAUGAUUUUGAUGAAACAUUUACCUCGGAUCCCAUCCUGCAAAAUCCACCUCUAUCUUCCUACGAUCCUCAACCUAUGAUGGCUGAAAAGUGUUUCAUUAAUCUUGAUUCAGGAGUUAUCAAUCAUCAAAAUUAUUGUUUGCUUCCCUCAGAUGACUGUGCUCAAAGUAAUAAUCCAACCGGUGAUAUUUUUGAUAAUUAUAGUGACACUUAUUCUUUAUUUGUUGACCAGCCUCAAACCUCUAGUCAAAAAUUACUCCCAAUGUUUCCUAGUUUGAAUUCAAAUCCUGAGGUCUCACUGUAGUUAUACAUUGCAUGAUCUUCAGUUUUCUGAAAAUUAACUAAAAGCUACAGCCUAUAAAUGUAGACCUCUUACAGAGAGGUUCUUUCAAGAGAUGUAAGUGGGUGUUUUUGGGAAUAAUUUCCUGUCAGCCUAUGUAGGUUCUUUCAGGAAAACGUUCUGCCUAAUUUUAGCACAGAAAAGUGUUCAAGUAUUACUUCUUUUUGACUAAUGUAUUAAAAAAAUGUCCGAGUUUGCACUGAAUACAGAAUCAUAUGUAUUCAUAUAAUCUUUCUAUUGUAAGGAUUACAAAUAUUUCACGUGUGGGGGGGGGGGGGGGGCGUAGUUUUUCAAGCUGCGAAUUCAGAAAAAAAUACCUACCUUACGCUCUGUAAUUCAUAUAGUGCGAUUUCCUAUUUUGUUAUAGUGCAUAAUUUUCCUUUAGACAUUGUCUACUGAUUUGUAUUUUGUUCAUGUAUGUAAUUAAUACUAAAAUAAGUUUUUUUGUUAUCUAGUGUGUAAACGUAUUUAUACAGUGUUUCUGUAUAAAUUUUUAAGAACAAACAAGAAAAUAAAUAACUGAAAACUUCAAA